Messenger RNA from Neomonachus schauinslandi (Hawaiian monk seal), 2451 nucleotides. RefSeq names its product AKNA domain containing 1 (gene AKNAD1). Bases 1 to 2451 code for a protein of 816 amino acids. The transcript is spliced from 14 exons. Lineage: Eukaryota; Metazoa; Chordata; Mammalia; Carnivora; Phocidae. The record is from RefSeq and is a predicted model, not a curated record.
AUGGACAAAGCCAAUUUCUUAGAAGAUACAACUUCUAAGCAACAGAAAGAUUUGCCUUCUGAUGGGGAUUUCUCCCAAAUUAAGAUAUACAGUGAUUACAAUUUUACCUCAAAAAAUGACAUCCUUGAUGUCUCAAAUCAAAUUCCUUUAACAGUAGAUGACCUUCAAGAAAAGGCUACAUAUAAAGAGACUUGCAGAAAUGCAGACAUGGUCAUGACUCUAGGUAAAAUGACUAAAACUGUUAUCAACAAAAACUAUGAUAAAGAGAAACAAUCCACUGUAAAUCUUGAUAUUCUGGCUAAUGAAAGAGGCCCUUCCAAGUCAAACAUUUCUGAUAUUUUACUCCAUCAUCUUUCCAAUCAGGAAUUCUUAAAAGGUCAAGGCAUUAAUUGUGAAACUUUCCCAGAGAUUUCUAAUGCUGACAGUGCUGAUGAAGCUAUUGUUAAAAAUAUUAUUUUGCGCUAUGUUAAGAAUUCUUGGCCAAAAGAACAAACCUCAGAACUCACAGACCAACUGAGCCCCAAAAGGGGUGGUGAAAACAGCAAUAUGCCCUGUUGUUCACUAACUGUGACAGAAGGAAACGCCUCUGACUUAGAGGCUGCUGGAGAGAGCAGCCAUCAAGAAACUUCACAUUUUCUAACUAAAAUCAAGAGUUCGCAUGAUAAACCAAUAAGUUGCCAAGGGCAGCCACCCCAGAAACUGCAGACCGAAAAAGCAGUUUCAGGCACUGGGUUCAAACGUGGCCAUAGUCUGGUUCAUUACGAGUUAUCUGAUUUCCCUAAGGUUGCUCCCAAAGGGAAAGUCCCUAAAAAUAAAACAAUUAAUAAACCACUUACAACAGAUAAACAAGCCAGCUUUUCUCCUAAAUUGAGAGAUAAGUCAGCUAUUGUGCAAGAUAUUUUAGAAAGCAUGUCUAGGUCAAACUGUAUUGAAAGACAAGGACAGAAAAGGAAAACUGCUGAACCUUCACAACAGAUAGAGAUGGAGCCCACAAUACAUAUUCACCAAGAACAUCUCACAGGAAUAGAAUCAGAGAUGAGUCUCUUUAAGGUGUCAUCAAUGUCUCAGAAAGACAUUUUCCCAAGUUCUUCUUCCAUAUUUCAGAAGAUAACCCAGGGGAAACAGAUGUGCCAGAAGUUAAAAGAACAGACUGAUCAACUGAAGACUAAAGUACAAGAAUUUUCCAAAAGCAUAGCAGAGGACUCUCCCUAUCAUUUGCAAGAUAAGAGGCUGGUCCUGGAGAAACUGCAGGGACAUCUUGAACUGCUGGAGCAGGAGUUUCUGGACAACAAGGAGAUGCAUCUGACUUUGAAGCAAGUUCACAGGCAUGAAUCCCCAGCUGUCGGUGACUUUGAUCCAGAAAGAGAAGUGGAAGGUGAAAUCUUCAAGUUGGAGAUGCUACUUGAGGAUGUUAAAGAGAAAAUUAAUAAGGGCAAAUGUACUUCAGCCGUUUCUCUUCCUGUGAGUUCUCCAAUCAUCUCGGAUGACUUGGCAUCCACAUCCUCUCCACCCUCAAAUGAGCCAAAGAAUCCCCCAAAGUGGGGCUCCCACAGAGCUCAAGAACUGAUUCUAAAUUCAAACUGCCUAAAAAAACAAAAAAACAACAAACAAACAAAACCCCCAAACCCCCAAAACAAUGAUAACACAGACCAACCAGAUCAAAUGGCCAUGAGGUUGUCCUCUGAUCCCAGGGAGAACCCCAUCAACACCUCGGGAAGGCAGGACCACGCAGAGAUGACCAGUCCAAGCUGUGCCUUUUGCCAUGGGGUCCUUGAAUGGAAGGAGAACAUGGAGAAAAAAGGGCACAGAAACACCAACUGCGGAAGGUGUCCCCCUGCCAUUCAAAAAAAGGCACAGCACGCAGGUUUGAUUCUCAGUUCUGCUGCAGGCCCCAGCUGCUCUUCUGCUUCUGGGACUGGAUUGCAGAAUAACAAAUGUGAGAACUGUGGCACUAAGAGUCAUAAUUCCCGAAGAGUCUGUGGCAAAGAGCCACUUGAAGAAUUUCAUUACAGAUACAACAUGCCGGGACAGAAUUACUUAAAUCCUAACGAAAGAAGUGCCUUUGUCAAACUCUACUUUUUAAACGAAAAUAAAAAUUCUUCACCUUCUUGUUCAAAACCAGAAUGGAUCUGUUCCCAGACAUCGAAUCCAAAAUCCUCUCAUGAUGAACAUGGGCCCAUACCAGGAAAAAAAAAUCUUAAGGUUUUCAUGACCUACCAUUCAGACCUUGCUACAACCUCACCCCAUUUCCACUCCUGCAGGAUUUCUGGAAGCAAAUCCUUAAGCAACUUUGGCAGUAUUGAAGAAACAGAAUCUGAGAUUUUAAACUCGUCUUUGGAUCAUGCCCUGAGGACAGCAACCAUUUUGAAAGACACUACUGAUCGAAUGAUUAGAACUAUUGCAGAAAAUCUUGCCAAAGUACAGAGAUGGAGGAAUCAACUGAAAUACUAG